AAAUAUGGAUCACAUUAGCUUUGGUGCCGGGAAAAUCUGGCAACCCUGUCCCAAAUGUCAUAUUUGGGCCACUAGAAUGACAGUUGCGAUUCCACAUCGUCAAGAAAGUUGACACGUUUCGUUACGUUUACGUUUUUUUUUUAUGUCCUGGUUUCAUCGCGUAGCGGUCCGUCGACGCAGCUUCUCGAUUGUGUGCAUUCGUUGCGGCUAGAUAGUUUCACAGGAAUUCAGGAACGCACGGCGAAAAGAUCCCCGCUGUAUCGAAGCAAUAAAUAGUGCCGGUUUCGUGUAGAGUUUACUGAGGUUAGUUGCAAAAUGGCAGAGGAAACGAAAGAUUCCGGUUUCACCAAGGAGGAAGAGCUGUUGCUGCAGGAUUUUAGCCGGAAUGUUAGCACCAAAUCGAACGUACUGUUUUACGGCAGUGCCUUCAUCGUUUCGGCGGUGCCCAUCUGGCUGUUCUGGAGGGUGCAUCAAAUGGAGCUGCUCCCGUCGGUGGUGUUCUUCGCGAUCGUCACCGCACUGUGCACGUACCUGCUGGCAAUGGCCUACCGUAACACGAAGUUCACGAUGAAGCACAAGAUUGCCAUCAAGCGUGAGGAUGCGGUAACGCGCGAGAUGACCGCCCAGCUGGCCGACGAUAAGAAGAUGAGCCGCAAGGAGAAGGACGAGCGCGUGUUGUGGAAGAAGAUUGAUGUGGCGGAGUACGAGGCAACCACCUUCUCGAUCUUCUACAACAACGCUCUCUUCCUGGCGAUUGUCAUCUUCGCCAGCUUCUACCUGCUGCGAUCUUUCACCCCGACCUUCAACUACAUCUUCUCGAUGGUCGGUGCCGGUGGACUGUUGGCCCUGCUGUCGACCGGAAAGUCGACGUAAAUGGAAUUGCAAGAGCGCGCCGGUUCGGUGGAAUGUUCGCACGCACAUCUCCUAAACUACCUAGAGCAUUAUCCGGAGAGAUUCCAUCCUAUGUUAGUGAAUGGGACGGGCGCAAUCAAUUUUGCUUGCUAUUUUCCCCCCUUACAACAAACAAUACAAGACUCACGUACAUAAUUUAAACGGUGAGUGUAAGCGGGUAUACCCCGUUUUGGGUGCAUGCCUUCCAUUCACUGUUCAUGAACUGAGAGACAUUCAUUCACUGUUCCUGUACGCCGUACGGUUGCGUCGUUCGGCGACAGCAAAACAAAAAUCAUUCGAAGCAUCGCUCAGUAAAGAUUAAGUUACUAAAAUUA
Anopheles stephensi (Asian malaria mosquito) is the source of this 1226-nucleotide messenger RNA. Its product is annotated as translocon-associated protein subunit gamma. Gene Ontology annotation, cellular component: membrane; endoplasmic reticulum. Bases 316 to 873 code for a protein of 185 amino acids. NCBI's taxonomy places the organism in Eukaryota, Metazoa, Arthropoda, Insecta, Diptera, Culicidae. The record is from RefSeq and is a predicted model, not a curated record. The transcript is spliced from 2 exons. Gene Ontology annotation, biological process: SRP-dependent cotranslational protein targeting to membrane.